Fusarium tjaetaba is the source of this 747-nucleotide messenger RNA. RefSeq lists its product as uncharacterized. Bases 1 to 747 code for a protein of 248 amino acids. The record is from RefSeq and is a predicted model, not a curated record. The transcript has a single exon. Lineage: Eukaryota; Fungi; Ascomycota; Sordariomycetes; Hypocreales; Nectriaceae.
AUGUUCGCCCAGAUCGACGCCAAGUUCCCGAGAUUCAGGCCUAUGUUUGAAGCAGAGUUGGCAUAUCAUGACAUCUGCAACCCCGUAAGGGACAGGCCCCGCUCGACAGAACGUCUUAUCAACAGGAUACGACCUCCCUCCUGCAGCUGGGUAGAAGGUUUUUUCAGUGAGAACGUUGAUUGCCCCGAUGUUUAUGGUCCUUCUCUCUAUGCCGGCUUCGUUGAUGUUCACGGCCCAGACCGAGACCCCAUGGAAACAACAGGUUAUUUGUCAGAUGACUCACACGAAAGAUGGCAACGACAGUCGGGAGAUGUCCGAGAUGCACUCUCGUAUUGUCUGCGGCUCCUCGCUGAAGAGGCACCGGAGGAAUUUGAGGCUCAGGUAUACAAGACCUUGCCCCACUGGGUUGGCAGGUACCAUCCGCGAGAGUUUCUUGGGCUCAAAUUCAAUCUUUGGGAUAUUCCAUCAAGGGACGAUGUUGCCCAUGCAUUGGAUCUAUUCAAUAUUCCCGAUUUUGUGUGGAAGCUCCCUGACAUGUGGUCAUAUCCACACAGGUUCUACCUGGAACUUGGCGAUGGCCCCGAUAAUCCACGGCCAGAAAACGCCGAAAGAUGUCAAUACGAUGCCGAAUAUGAUAAUCCCAUGAGGAUGGUCGAUCAUUUUGAUUAUCGCCAUCGCUAUAAAAUAAGAUUCUCUGCUACCGCUACAGCAAUACGUUUCUUGAACAGGUUGCCUGCUGAGCAGUGA